AUGCACGUGUGUCGUUCUUUGAGGUGGCGCCUGGAUCGCGAGGUGCAAGACUUCGAGGGCAUCCUCGAGGCUCUACUUUGGGCCGCUUGCGACGUCGCCUCAGCGAGAUGGCGGCGGCAGGUGUUCAGCCCAGGAAAUGCAGAUCCUCCGCAAGGUCACUCGCUCGUGCCCUCCUUGAACCAGCUGCUGAGCCCGAACCUCCAAGUUCUGCGAGAGUGGUUGGACGCCAGCCUCUUCGAGUUGCUCCUCUCCAAUGUCUUCCUGGUUUGCAUGGGGGCUUACGUGGUGAAGCUCUCCUGCGGCUCUUGGCUACAGGCCAUACGUACCCGAGAUGAGCAAAUCCACGCCUUGUCCGAGGAAGCCGUGGCCUUGUGCAGCUACUUCGCGGGCUUGUCGCAGAAACCUCGUGGUGCCUCAGAAGAUGUCGGCUUGUGGGAACCUGGACGAGUGUUGAACGUUCUGCACACGGUGCUGCUUUCACCCGCAAGCAAUGCCAGGUCUGUGCGCCGGCGGGAGGGUGGCCAGGGCAGUCCGGCUCAGCCCCGACAACCCGCGCAACGGCGAGCGCCACUCCCAGCAGACUGGAAGAGUCCACUGGGCUUCGAAGAUGGUCUUAGCAAGCUUGUAUCGGUGCUUUCUGACAGCCCAUUGCCGUUAGAAGAUGUGCUGACGUGGUUUACCGACGUUGGCCCGCCUGGUGCAAAGCCGUUCGAGGAGCUGCCGCAGUCGGUACCGGCAGGGGCGCUCUACCAAGCAGCCGAGGAAGCCAGGCUUCGGAGUCGCUCUUCCUCGAUGCUGAGCUACAACGGCUCUCGGGUUGGUGACUCGCGUCGGAUAUCUGUGCUCAGGGCUUAG
Messenger RNA from Symbiodinium natans, 855 nucleotides. NCBI's taxonomy places the organism in Eukaryota, Dinophyceae, Suessiales, Symbiodiniaceae. The record is from the annotation of a GenBank genome assembly.